This is a messenger RNA of Cornus florida, 948 nucleotides long. RefSeq lists its product as uncharacterized. The record is from RefSeq and is a predicted model, not a curated record. Lineage: Eukaryota; Viridiplantae; Streptophyta; Magnoliopsida; Cornales; Cornaceae. The transcript has 6 exons. Gene Ontology annotation, molecular function: protein binding. Bases 1 to 948 code for a protein of 315 amino acids.
AUGUCAUCUAACAUAAUUGACGCAGUUGCAGAACUUAAAAGAACAUUGCGUGAUGUCCACCCAUCGCAUUAUAUCUUCAAGAUACAGUCUUUCUCUAUGCUUCUGAAAAAUAUUGGAAAUUACGAAUCAGGAGUUUUUGAAGCUGGCGGCUAUAAAUGGAAAUUGUCAAUCUAUCCAAAUGGGAAUAAGAAAAGAAAGGGGAAAGAUCAGUACAUUUCACUAUACCUCGCAGUAUCCGACGACACAGCUAAUCUUCCUUCUGAUUGGGAGAUCAUUGUGAACUUUAAAUUAUUCGUCUUUGAUCAUAUACGUGACAAGUACCUAACUGUCGAAGAUGCUGAACCAGUGAGGCGUUUCCAUGGGAAUAAAACAGAAUGGGGUUUUGAGAAAUUUCUCUCUCUCAAGAAGUUCCAAAAUCCUUCAAACGGGUACCUCAUCAAUGACACCUGUGUAUUUGGAGCAGAGGUUUUCGUUAUGAAAUAUUCAGGCAAAGGCGAGUGUCUGUCCACAACAAAGUUACUAAGUAACAAAAUUUACACUUGGAAGGUUGACAAAUUUUCAGAUAGUGAAGAAUAUCUAUGCUCCGAUGAGUUUAAGAUUGGAGGGCGGAACUGGAAGCUCUCUCUCUAUCCCAAAGGAAAUUGGAAGUCAAAAGGCAAAAGCCUAGCUCUGUAUCUGAACCUAGUUGAUUCUGAAAAACUGUAUGCAAAAUUCAAGGUGAGGGUAAGGGAUGAAGUCAAUGGUAAACACUUUGAACGCGAAGCUAGUGUCUGUUUCUGUGCCAGGAUUUCAACCUGUGGAUUCCCAAUCUUCAUGCAUCGAAGUGAUCUCUUUGACGAAUCAAAGGGCUUCAAGGUGAAAGAUACUAUAAUUAUUGAGGUAGAAAUUGUAACGUUGUCCGAGACUAAUUCCAUUAUGUGUUCGGAGGAGAAGAAACAAGACAAGUAG